Molecule: messenger RNA, 1326 nt
Organism: Botrytis fragariae
Lineage: Eukaryota; Fungi; Ascomycota; Leotiomycetes; Helotiales; Sclerotiniaceae
Product: putative glycosyl transferase protein
Exons: 2
Coding region: 1-1326 (441 amino acids)
Source: RefSeq, a predicted model, not a curated record
AUGCUCGCUCAAGGCCGACUAAUCUCUGGAAUCAUUGUACUCAAUGCGAAGUACUUUCCUUCCUCUCAAAACUCCGCUGCUAAAGUUGGAGCAACCUCAUUUGCCUUCUCUGUUAUAGAGGUCCUUCAAGACUAUGAUGCUUUUCGUGGAGUAAUACUCUAUGAACGAGUGGAAGAUAUCAACUUUCCUGUAAUCACCCCCGAGAUACGCAACUCCAUUCCAUGUGUUCGGUUAUCAUUCAACUUUGGAAUGGCUAUUUCCAUGGUUCAAAAUCAACUCAGCGCCGCUGCCAAGAUACUCUCAGGUUAUCAGGAUGGCUCUGGCUCAAGUAUGCUUUACUAUCAGACCGAUACCCUCCUAGUGUAUCAUCCUAAAUGGCUCCCGGGAUGUGUGACUCAUCAUGGCCCAUUCUACAAAGACUUCACGAAAUAUUUCUCCCCUGAACUUGCCGCUAAAGCUUUCCAAGGCUUCGAAAAGGCCCAGCACCUAAAGCUUCAGCAGGAAUUGAACAUUGAUCAUCUCGUCCACAGCAACAAUAUAUUCGUACUCCAACACUCCCAACUCCAGAGAAACUAUCUGAUUCAACGCGGCGUGGAUCCUUCCCGUCUCCGCUCCUUGAGUCCCCCCAUCUCUGUCAAAAAACACACCAACCACACUCGAAGCAACAUCCACAAACCAAGUCUCCUAUCCCUCUUCUCUGAUCCCUGCCGCACCCUCAUCUUCACCGCUGUCGCACGAAUCGACUUUUUCAAAAACGUCGACCUCAUCAUCGAAUCGGGCGUCGAGAUGCUACAAAAGGGACUCCUAGUCAAUAUCCUCAUCGUAGGCGGCGAUAUCCACGACGAGCAGCUCCGUUUGCAACUCCUCGAUGCUGUGCCUCGUGCCUACUUACCCUACUUCAUGACGAUUCCUAAAUUACCCAAGAACGAAUUAUACACUUUGUUGGGGGAUGCGAGAGACAAUGGUAUUUUCGUCUGUUCUUCCCGUUUUGAAACGCUGGGGAUUACUCCUCUAGAGGCAGCAAUCAAAGGCGUCACCACCCUCAUCACCGACUCCCCCCUCGUCGAAGCCUCAAACUACUUCCCCGCCACCUACCGCUUCGGCACCACAUCAAGCGAUCUCGCAGAAACAGUAGAGCGAAUCCUCACAACUGGACCAUCGGUUUCCGAGAAAGGCGAAUACCUUAAACGGGUAAUGGGUAAGACCAUCUCGGGAGAUGUGUUUAGAAAGAAUCUGGUGAAGGCCUGGAGUGAGAUUUCGUUGAUGGUGGAGGGAGAGAGGGGGUUGGGGUUGGGGUUGGGGAUGGGGGUGGAAGAGUAUGUGUGA